Angiostrongylus costaricensis is the source of this 1161-nucleotide messenger RNA. The record is from the annotation of a GenBank genome assembly. NCBI's taxonomy places the organism in Eukaryota, Metazoa, Nematoda, Chromadorea, Rhabditida, Metastrongylidae.
UACGAUAUGAGCGAAAACUCGUUCGAAACUCAGUUGACCUUCGAACUCGCAAUUAUUCUUCCCGAGGGAUCAAUUCGAUAUGUGACGUCCCGCCUUUGGUUCACUUAUAGGAAGGAUUUUGCACCUAUAGGUGGUACGGGACCUGAAACAGAUCAAGGUUGGGGAUGUAUGUUACGGUGUGCACAAAUGUUGCUCGGUGAAGUUCUCUUACGGCGGCAUAUUGGACGAGAUUUCGAGUGGUCGGAAGGUGUGCCACCUACAGGCGAAUACGAGCGUGUUUUGCGAAUGUUUCUUGACGAAAAAACAGCCUUGUAUUCGAUACAUCAGAUUGCGCAAAUGGGCGUUUCCGAAGGAAAGUCAGUUGGUGAGUGGUUCGGACCAAAUACAGCAGCGCAGGUUAUAAAAAAGCUCGCUGUCUUUGAUUCAUGGUCUGGAAUAGCGGUACAUGUGGCACUUGAUAAUAUCCUAGUUUCAAGUGAUGUGCAAGACAUUGCUACUUUAGCACCACCGAAAGAUGCCAUCAAGUUGAUUAUGGAUGAUAAUAGAAAUGUUGACGAAUCGUAUCUGACACUUAUGACGGAGUCUUCUGCGUCCAAUGAUCGCCACUGCGAGUGGCGUCCACUGCUCUUGCUUGUUCCUUUGAGACUAGGAUUGACGAGUAUUAAUCGCUGUUAUUUGCAUGCUAUUGAGGAAUUCUUUAAGCUUGACUCUUGCGUUGGCAUAAUCGGAGGCAGACCCAACCACGCGCUUUAUUUCAUCGGUAUCGCUGGUGACAGACUUAUAUAUCUCGAUCCUCACUACUGUCGUCCUUCAAUACUCAAAAAGUAUGGUGAUGGAAAGUUUUUAGAAGAUUUUGAUUCGCUUGAAGUUAGUCGUCAAAAUAUUCAGGUUUUUCCUUUGAUACAGCUUUUCUUUUACUUGUGUGUUCUUAGGAAGAAGAACGUAUUUCCUUCUUCGCAACCAUCGCUUUUCGAACAGCUUGAAACCCGUCCAAAAUACUGGCCACCGUUCGAACCGUACACAGGCGUGAAGGCGAAAAUUUUAAUGAAAGAUUUUGACGACAUGUGUGCUCCAAACUAUGUAAUUGACGAUGGUUUCGAGAUUCUUGAGGAAACAGAAGAGCCUCUCACUGAUCUAGCUGAUGACCUACUAAAAUCCUGA